Molecule: messenger RNA, 3010 nt
Organism: Homarus americanus (American lobster)
Lineage: Eukaryota; Metazoa; Arthropoda; Malacostraca; Decapoda; Nephropidae
Exons: 3
Coding region: 833-1315 (160 amino acids)
Source: RefSeq, a predicted model, not a curated record
CCACCCACACAACCUCACCAGCCCCCUACAAGACGACACACCACAGCCGCUGGCCCUAGCUUCACCAUCCCAAUAAAUGCCCAGAAGUCAGCACCAAAAUACCAGUGAACUGUACCCUAUGAGAAAACCCCAAACAAAAAACAAUCGUCAAGGUACCAACUACAAUAAUUCACAUAUAUAAAAACAUUCGCUAAUUACAAUAUAUCUUAAACACAAAAAAGUAAAUUACGAUCUACAUUAAUACUUUCAAAAACAUUACAUAAACGAAUUAUUAACACUAACCCAGUUUACAACAUAUGGUACAGUUCAGGAAAGUCAACUGGUGAAACGACGCGACAAAAUGGACUGGAUGGCAGAGACAGGGACUUGACUCGCCAUCUAGCCAGCCAGUGGCAUGACGGAUUUGCUCUGACGUCAUUCAGGUAGUGACCAAUCGGAGCUAGUCUGCUGCCCCAGCCUCCUCGUGUAGCGGCGUGUGUUGGGCGCGCCAGUGGGACUCACAGACUGUAUAAAUGCGGUUGCACCACAUUGCUCCUCAGUUCACACACAAGCAGCAAGGAGGAUACACAUCUCUUGCAAAUAACUUGUGCUUCAUUCAGCAUUCAUUCGAAGUUUUAACUAAAGACUAAUAGAAAGAAAUAUAAGUUUCUGUUAAUCAAAGCAACAGUGAUUGUGAGGACAUUAUUUCCCCAAGUUUAAUAACAGUACCUGAGACGGAACUUUCCACGUGCCUCACUUGAGCAGCACUGUAGGAGUGACAAGCACUGCGCAUCAUACCUCAAGACAAGAAAUAGUUCUUGUGACUCUUGCCUUCCAAGUCCUUAAGCCAACAAUGUGUUUCACCAACAUGGAAGGACCUCAAGUGGAAAUCUCUGGGUUAGCAACCCUGUGUUUUGACGAGGCGGGGACCUGGUUCCAAGGUUCCAUUGCUGCCGAGGAUGAUACUCAGUACGUCAUCUACGGCACCAAGUCUAAACGACUCAGCCAGGGUCAACCCAGCGCAGCUGGGUGCGAGUGUGGGAGCUACGAUGACGGGCCGGGGGUUCCUGUGACCUUUGAUAUUCGCGUGAUGGACUGUGAGGUUGGGGAGGAAUACUCCCUAAAGCGCGUUCACGGCAGGAACGGUGAAUUGUGCACCUUCGCCUGCGCCUCCGUCACCUUCACCACGGACAAGGUGUACCGGGGCCAGAAGGCAGACAUGAUCGCCCAGCGGUGUCUGGGUCACAAGAUGACGGGUCGCCGUAACCACGUGUACCGGGGACCCAUCAAGAUCAGAUGUGUGGCUGUGAGUCGCAAUGCACACUGGGUGCUGUGAGCCACACCCACUGCGGGUGACCACGCCCACGCAGGGGACCAAACACAAGAGGCCGUUGCUCACUGGUAGGCACCCGGUGGAUCUGGCGUUGCAUGCAUCAUCGAGGCGACUUCGGUGCAGGUGGUUGUCAGCAACCAAUGAGAUGGAGAAGUUGGUCGUGUAAACUCCACUGACCAACCCGUCUUUCCAUCCCCCGCGGCCUGCAUUUCCAUUCCCGACACGUCAGCAGCUUGUAGGGGGAUGCCAGUGUACGCGAGGCUCGCCAGCCUGCAGUGUCAAGGCGAAUUCUCUAGGGAGCAACUCCAAUGCUGAUACUGGAGUAAACAUCCGCAAAAGAUGGCUAACCUUAUCUUGCUGAAAAAUAUUCCCAGAGCAUAAAGGUAUAAUAUACCUACAGCAUCAGGGAUAUUCUGUAGCCUCAAGGGAUACUCAGUCUGCAGCCUCAAGGGAUACUCAGUCUGCAGCCUCAAGGGAUACUCAGUCUGCAGCCUCAAGGGAUACUCAGUCUGCAGCCUCAAGGGAUACUCAGUCUGCAGCCUCAAGGGAUACUCGGUCUGUAGCCUCAAGGGAUACUCGGUCUGUAGCCUCGAGGGAUACUCAGUCUGCAGCCCCAAAAGAUACAUAGCCCACAGCUUCAAGAGACACAGCCUGUAUCUUCAUGGGAUACAUUAAGUUGAGUCCACCCUGAAGUAUCAAGGGUGAAUAUAAUGUUCAGACCAAAAUGUCUGUUGUCUUGACCCCAUCCACAUAAUAUACUCUGUACGUUAGACUGUACAUUAGACAAGUCUCAUUCUUCCAUCACUCAACACUACUGUCGUCUUGGUUGUCCUACUGGCCUCUUGCAGUACAGCUCGGUGGUAUUUAUAUGUGACGAGUGAUAAGAUUACUUGUAGGUUUUGGAAGAUGAAAAUACAGUCAGUGGUUGGUGGAAUCUUUGUAAAUAAAUUUCGUACAAGAGUAUAUUAACUAAUAAAAACAUAUAAUAUCCAUGUAUAAUUACAUUCUGUACUUUUAUACUACUGUGAUGGUUAAGUGGUUCACAGUAGGCUUUCUGAUAUGUAAACAUAUCCAUGUUAGUCUUAAUCCAAACCUUUAGCUGUAAAGGUUAGUGAGUCUGUUACCACGAGGGACCAAUACAGUAUUAAGGUUUAUGACAUUCUCAAUGUAUAUAAUACUCAAAACAAAGUUGCUUAUUGUAGCCGCGCAGGGGUGUCAAACUCAUGGCUCGCGGGAUGACGGUAAAAUUUAUCAGUCCGUGAAAUUUGAUAGAAAUAGAUAUGAAGGAAAAAACACAGAUAAAUGAUUGAGUCAGUAAAUUCCGAAGUGGUCUUUACAUCAUUGUGGCAAUAACUGAAUUUAAGUUGAGCUCUUAAGUUUCAAAACAAAUGGAAUUCUAUAAUAAAUUGUAGCCGCAAGUAAUGCAUAUAUAUGCCUUUUGCUAUCCUAUUAUUAGCAUUAAUCAUGUUUAUUAAGUAAAAUAAUUUUACAUACUUAAGAUGAGUACAAACCCAAAUGAGGUAUUCCUGGUAAGGCAAUGUGUGAAGCUAUUAACUUCAAUCCUGCAAAUAUGUGAUAUAGCACUUGUGUUGGCCGAGAAGAGGGUAACUAAAAUAAGAAUUGGCCCUCGAAAGGUUUUGAGUUUGACACUUUUAGGUGAGCUGAAUCUUCUUCCAUAUUAAAUACUAUUAAGAUAAA